CCUCCUCCUCCUCUCGCCCCUUUCCCACCCCUAAAAGCCCCCUUCUUCGGUGUGUGCCAUGGCGCUUCGGAGGCGGUGCUGCCUGUUCAGCUGAACCCGGGGCCGGAGCGAAGGAGGAGCCGGGAGAGAAGGAGGGAGCCUCUGCUGCUGCAGCCGCAUCCUUCAGCCACCCAGCCGGCCUCGUCUCUGCAGGGAACUGGCCGGCUCCUCCUGCGUCCGGGCGAGGCUCCUGCUCCUGCAGCCGCCCAAGGAUUGCUUUCUCCCUGCCUGCCUUCCUUGCUUGCUUGGUGCCCAGCCCCUUUGUCCUUGUCGCCCCAGAGGCGCCGGCAGGGAAGGGCCCUUCUCCUUCGGAGGGUGAAGCCAGCCAGCCUCUCCAAAGGCAGCCCCAGACAAAGGAGCCCCAGAGGGAGAGAAGGAGAGAGAGAGGCUCCAGCCGAGGAGGAGGAGGAGCAGGAGGGAGUGUGGGGCGCCUUCCCCCGGAGCCCCGCUCCCCUUCGGCCAGGUUACUACUAAUAACUGAAGAAAAACCCAUUUUGGUGAUGCCAGAAGCAAUAUCUUGAGAGUAAAGAGAGAGAAGACCACUACUCGAUGCAAGCUUGAAUUGUAUUGUAGGGACUGAAGCUGUAAAGGCAACAUUUUAUUUAUUAGCUGUGGCUGCUCGUGAACACUGACUGGGUGAACACUGAAACACUGACUCUCUUACAAAUUUGGAGCUUUGUGUCUUGCUCCUAACUUUGGGAUUUGCACUUUGAACUGUUAACAAAAUGAGUGAGUUCUGGUUGUGUUUCAACUGCUGUAUUGCAGAACAGCCUCAGCCUAAGAGACGGCGACGGAUUGAUCGGAGUAUGAUUGGUGAGCCAACAAACUUUGUUCACACGGCUCAUGUAGGCUCAGGAGACCUCUUUAGUGGAAUGAAUUCGGUGAGUUCAAUUCAGAACCAAAUGCAGUCCAAAGGAGGCUAUGGAGGAGGCAUGUCUGCAAAUGUUCAAAUGCAGCUUGUAGAUACAAAGGCAGGAUAACUGAAGCACAUAUUUCCAGCUCUUAUGAAUUUCUGUACCUUCUUUCCUGUGUCCUUCUCUUUAUGCCUUGGUGACUGCUUCCUGUGCUCAUGACAAGAGAAGUUGAUGGCUCAUCAUCCACCCCUUGUGAUUUCGCCAUUGAAACAUUCCCAUUCUGCUUUUGAGGAUGAUAUUUUAAACUGGUCUUGUUGUGCCUUUCCAGUGGCAAUCUUACAUUUCACUGCUACCAAAACAUCUGUGGAUAUAGUAUUGGUUAAGUUGUUUUGGGGAGCUUUUUUCCAUUUACUGUCAGUGUUUUUUUAAAAAAAAAAAUUUAAGUAAACUAAAUUCUCAACAUAUGGUUCAAUACUGGGUUGAUUUGAAUUUUGUGUUUCCUCUGCAAGGCCCUUUUUGUGCUCUUCUCAUAUGUUGCUUUUUUAAAAAAAAAUCUUUGUUUCCUUUUCUGUAAUUGGGUUCCUAUUAAUGUGUCAGACCUGUCAUUGUUAAUAUAGGUAUUUUUAAAGGUCUGGGACCUGCAAGCACAAUUAUCAUUUCACACAGUCAGAAAUCAGCAAAGUAUAUGACCGCAUGCUAUGUGAAAUUGCUUGGUAUGGUGGCCUGUUGGGUGCCAAAAAAAAUUACUUUAGGUGUUUUUUUAAAAAAAUGCUUGUUCUUGCAGAUUGAUGAUACUAUUGCUUAUUAAAAAGUUUUGCAGUAGCACCCAACCAUGCCAAUAUCUUGCGGGUGUGUAGGGAGGACUUGUAACUUUUAGCUGCUUUGGAAAAUACAUUGUCUUUGGGUUUUGAUCCAGCUGGUCUUGAGAUAAUAAAGAGGGAGCUUGCAUUCAUAAGGCAUUUUGUUGUAAAUGUUCAAUAUAUUUAUUUUGAAAGAGCUGACCUCAAGAUUGUAAGCCAGUGUAGUAACGUACAAGCUAAAUGUUGUGGUGGCGCUUUUGUCUGGUUAAAGAGGCAUUAUAUUUGACUGCUUUCCCCUAUUUUUUCCUGCCUCCCCCUACCCCGAGCUUGGAAAUUUUAGCAUUGGUGCUAAUGUGUUAAAGUUGCCAUUACAAUGAAAAUUAAUUCGUUGACAUUAAAUUCUGUUAGUGAAAACAUAAAACAUUAUAUUAUUGCAUUAUUUGAUAGUAUAUGCUAUUUUUAAAUUUUAAAAAUCAAUCUAAAUUACUUUGCUGCAGUAACAAAUUAAAGUAACAACCAUUAAACACUGCAAAACUCAUUGGUGUCAUCAAGAUAACAAUUAAAACAAGGGCUUUUGAAAUGGUUGUUAUUUUUUUAUUUUUUUAUUUUUUGUAAAAUAGUGGCAAAAAAUUAAUUUCAAAGAAUUACUUCCAAGCUCUCCCCUCCUCCUUUUUUUUUUAAUGCUUAAUUUUAGGCCAUUCUGGUAUUUCCAGUAGCAGCAUGUUAAACUGCCUGCAGUAUUAUAGCUGGAAUUUAGUUGACCUCUCAAGUAGUUGGCAGUUUCUGCGUACUAAAUAUUUAGGGGCCAUGUAAGUUGCUGCGAGCAACAUAGUAACCUGGCAGGAACUGAUGCCAGCAAAAAGAACAUACAGGGUGGCUUUUUGCUUUAGUGGUAAAUAAGCCGUUUGCUCAGGUUCCAAAGCAUGUUCCUCUUUCACAAAGUGUGAAAAUUGUGUUUUAAUAUUGCACUGUUUUGGAAAUAUUUCUGUAAGUGAUCCCCUUUCCUUCUUUUUUUGCCCUCCCCUCCCUUUUUUUUCUUUUUGUCUUGUCCAUCCUCAUGUUCCCUUUGUCACAAAGAACUGAAGUCAGUUGAUUGAACACUAGCAAAAUAUUUUAUUAAAAAUAUACUUAGAAUCCUCCUCAUGCACAAUUCUUAACAUCCUAACUGGCAAGUGGAAUAACUGAGCCUAAUUGGACUUAAAAAUCUUCAUAGGUGACAAGUACACACACAGAGAGAGAUAUUUGUGUUUCAUUUCAUACAGAAACCAAAUGCAAACGUCACUGGAACUACAGGGCAAUUACACAGUAGCAUUGCUUUGUAGUUAAUCCCUGUUGAUAUUUUCUCCACUCCCAUUCAUAUGUAAGGGGAAGAUAUCAACAUGAAGGAUAAAUUACAUGGACACCUUUAAAACACACAAAACCAAAAACCUGGUCAGCAUUCUUCAAACGAUAAUAGAAUGAUAGCCUUAUCCAAGAUCACUGCUGGGCCCAUUCUGUUGAUUUGGUAAUCUGUGUAAGCAUUGCUGAUAAGAGAACAAGUAGUAGCUGAGCAGAUAUACCAGCUGUUAUCCUAUAUCUGUGACCUGGACCUCUGACUUCUCCAAUGCCCACUGCAUGCAGAGGAGGCAAUGCAGUGUUGAGUAAAUAAUGGUUCCGGUAGGCCAGUCAGAUAUUUUUACUGACUGAAACUACCUUCUGGCUGCUUGUGCCAAAUAUGUGGCCAUUCUAGCAGAUGUUGUCAUGGUCAAGAUUUCAAAUGUCUUGUUUAAAAUGCUCUUCAAAUUAUUCUAGGCUUUCAGGACCAUUUUUUUAUUGUCACUGACAGAAAAUCAAAUUUAAAGAGUGUAUCCGAGGUCCACAAAAAAUAAAAUGAAAUAAUAAUCCACAGCUCAGUCGCCAGAAAAGAGAGACAUAUUUUUAUAACAAACAUACAUUUUUUGUACAUUAUGUUCAUUCUUAAAUACUGUAAGUUCAAUGUUGUCUUGUAGAUAUUAAAAGGAGAGUAUUGACUUUUGAUUCAAUAAAUGUUUUCUUUCA
This is a messenger RNA of Sceloporus undulatus (fence lizard), 3730 nucleotides long. RefSeq names its product CDC42 small effector 2 (gene CDC42SE2). Gene Ontology annotation, molecular function: small GTPase binding. The record is from RefSeq and is a predicted model, not a curated record. NCBI's taxonomy places the organism in Eukaryota, Metazoa, Chordata, Lepidosauria, Squamata, Phrynosomatidae. Gene Ontology annotation, cellular component: plasma membrane. The coding region runs from base 765 to 1019 and encodes 84 amino acids. Gene Ontology annotation, biological process: regulation of Rho protein signal transduction. The transcript is spliced from 5 exons.